This is a messenger RNA of Saprolegnia diclina VS20, 2385 nucleotides long. RefSeq lists its product as hypothetical. Gene Ontology annotation, cellular component: membrane. NCBI's taxonomy places the organism in Eukaryota, Oomycota, Saprolegniomycetes, Saprolegniales, Saprolegniaceae. The transcript has 12 exons. Gene Ontology annotation, biological process: transmembrane transport. Gene Ontology annotation, molecular function: ATP hydrolysis activity; ABC-type transporter activity; ATP binding. The record is from RefSeq and is a predicted model, not a curated record. Bases 20 to 1879 code for a protein of 619 amino acids.
GAUCCAACGAACGCACACGAUGGGUCCCCGGGCGCAGAUGAAGCAGUACGGCUACGAAGACCUCGAGGCCGGCGACGGCCAAGACGUCCCGCUCACCGAGCUCGGCGUGCUCAUCAAGCCAUACUUUUGGCCCAAGGACAGCUGGGCGCUGCGCCUGCGGGCCAUUACAUCCGUCUCGCUCGUCGGCGCGUCGCGCGCCUUUCGCGUCCUCGCGCCUCUGUACCUCAAGGAGGCAACGAACGAGCUCAUCGCGACCGCCGAGGUCCCCGUGGCCGCCAUUGCGACGUACGUCGGGUUCCUCUUCCUCUCCAACAGCUCCAAGCAGCUGCAGACGUUCCUCUACCUGCGCGUGAUGCAAAGCGCGUACAAGGAGGUGUCGGCCAAGGUCUUUACGCAUUUGCAUGCCAUGUCGAUGCACUUUCAUUUGACCAAGAAGACGGGCAAGGUCAUGCGGGUGCUGGACCGUGGCAUCGACAGCACCGACUCGGUCGUGAACGUGCUCUUCUUCCGCCUAGUACCCACGAUCCUCGAGGUGAUUGCGGUCGGCGGUAUUUUCUUCUUCGCGUUCCACGAGCAGCUCCUGACGCUGGUCAUUGGGGUGAGCGUGGUCGUCUAUGUCACGGUGACGGUCCUCGGCACUCGAGUCCGCCUCCGGUUUAAAAAGACCAGCAACAAGCACGACAACGAUGCCAACGAAAAGGCCGUCGACAGUCUCACCAACUUUGAGACGGUCAAGUACUUUUGCUCGGAGCAGUACGAGUGCGACCGGUACCUGGGCAGCAUUGCGUCCUUCCAGCAGUCGGCGUUCUUAACGCGAGGCCUUACCAACUCGAUCAACGUGGCGCAGCAGCUCAUCCAAGGCAUUUGCUUGUUGCUUUGCCUUCUCAUUGCCGCCGCCAAGAUCAAGCAAGGAACACUUACCGUCGGCGAUUUCGUGGCCGUCGGCAGCUACGUCACCCAGAUCUUCAAGCCCCUCGACUCGCUCGGUGCGAUCUAUAACACCAUCAUGCAGUCAAUUGUCGACAUGUCCAACUUGGUCGAGAUUCUCCUCGUGGAACCCGACAUCCAGGACAUGCCCGGGGCCAAGGCACUGGUCCUGGCGCCCCACCAAAGCGCCGUGACGUUCGAGCACGUGGGGUUCUCGUACCCCGGACAGCCAUAUGCGAACGGUCUCAAGGACAUCAAUCUGACGAUUGCCCCGGGGCACACGCUCGCGGUCGUGGGCGCGACGGGCGCGGGCAAGAGCACGCUGAGUCGACUGCUCUUUCGCUUUUACGACGUGACGUCCGGACGUAUUUUGAUUGACGGACAAGACGUGGCCAAGGUGACGCAGGCGUCAUUGCGUCAAGCGAUCGGUAUCGUGCCCCAAGACGCCGUCAUGUUCAACGACACCAUCUUCUACAAUAUUCAAUAUGGCCGUCACGACGCGACCGAAGCCGACGUUCUUGAAGCAGCCAAGUCGGCCAAGCUCUACGAUUUCGUGAUGACGUUGCCCUUGGGCUUCCAGACCCGCGUCGGCGAGCGCGGGCUCAAGCUCUCGGGUGGCGAGAAACAGCGCGUUGCGAUAGCGCGGGCAAUUCUCAAGAACCCGCGCGUCAUGAUCCUCGACGAAGCGACGUCAGCACUCGACACGCGAACGGAGCGCAGCAUUUACCAGUCGCUGCUCGAGAUUUGCGCCGACCGAACGACUCUCGUGAUUGCGCACCGCCUCUCGACGAUCCAGCACGCCGAGCAAAUCGUUGUCCUCGAACGCGGCCAAGUGGUUGAAGUUGGUGCGCACGACGUGCUGAUGCAAAAGCAAGGCGCGUAUGCGUCCAUGUGGCACCAUCAGUCGGCGCUGCCGGCCGUCGAGUCGACCGAUCGAGUUGCCGCCGAGUAGCUUCAUUUUCUGCCAGAUGUCGAAGAUCACAACAGUGUCCUGUGUGGAACAACCAAAAUUCGUUGAAUAAUGCCUCGAUUCGUCGCUACUUUGUUGUGGAACACUCGAUAAACUUGUGUUUAGAAGGUGGAUUUCUACGAUACGUUUUGGACGCCGCAAUGGAUACCGGACCAGUGCGAACUACGCGACGGACGACUCUAGCAAAGAGCCCGCGUUUACGACUGUGAACGGGGUCAUGAUGCACGAUAGCACAGCCAUUGAAAAUCUCUGCCGUUGCUGAGCUACGUUGCCAAUCUGUGGCUCGGACCAUGUGCCGCUCGCAGCGCAGUUUGCUUUCAACUAGCAGCUCGUACAAAUUUCGAAACCGUUCUAUUUUGUUCCAUGCUAGACACAUUUGAAAUGACAACUUGUAUCGAGGAUACUCGGUCGUACGAGUCGCCAGCAUGCGCAUCGCUGCGACGGCCGGUAGCCCACAAAGGUAUCAUCAAGUACUAGUACGUUCAAGG